AUGAAGAUUUCAACCUUUUUGGCGGGCAUCCUGCCCACUGCCCUGGCAGUCGAUCCCCUCCUGACGGUGCGCACCUUGACUGGCACCUACACAGGCCUUCAGAACUCCGACUAUCCUAAUGUCCGAGAGUUUCGUAACAUCCCAUAUGCGCAGCCCCCCGUUGGCAAGCUCCGCUUCCUGCCACCGGAGUCGCUACCUCACUCGGAUGAACACCAUUACUCCACGAGGUUUCCACCUUCAUGUCCUCAAUUUGUUUCCAGUUCUCCCAGCUUCUGGAACCUAUUUACCCCUUUCCUACUGGUGGGAAAUGGUGAUCAGAACCACACCAGCGGCCUGAGUCUGCAGACAGGUGCGGAAGACUGCUUGAGCAUUGCCGUCUGGACACCCUACAAAGUCUCCUCUAAAUCCAAGCUGCCUGUUGCUUUCUUUAUGACCGGAGGCGGAUUUGUGACUGGCGGGAUCGACAUUGCAGGCCAGCUGCCCCCAUCAUGGGUGAGUCGCACCCAGGACCAUAUCGUAGUGACGAUCAACUACCGGGUCAACAUAUUCGGCUACCCCAACGCGGCCGCAUUGGAUGUGCCGAAUGUGGCUCUGCUGGAUCAGCGCAAGGCGCUAGAAUGGGUGCACGAGAACAUUGCCUCAUUUGGGGGCGAUUCCGACAGAAUCACGAUGUGGGGACAGUCUGCUGGCUCUGCCAGUACCGACUGUCAUAACUACGCCUUCUGGGAUAAGCCAAUUGUUCAAGGCACGCUUUCGCAGUCUGGCACGGCGCUGCUCGCUUCCUCCUCGCAGGAUUACAGUCAUUCCAACUUUACCUUCGUGGCCAAGAACCUGGGAUGUGAUUUCCCGGAUGACCCCAUCGCAGAACUGGAGUGUAUGCAACAAGUCCCGAUGACGAUGAUUGAGAACUUCAUCGGACAAUAUGACGAAGAACCUGGGAUCAAAUUUACUCCCAUUGCCGAUGAUGUCUAUAUCUUCUCUGAUUAUGCGGCCCGCGCAGCUGCUGGUAAGAUCUCACCUCGGCCCGCGAUCUUCUCAGAUUGCGCCAACAACGACGCCUCCCUGGCCGCCUGGCCAUCAUCCAAUGCCACCGUUGGCCCGUGGCAGCCCGGAAUUACCGCAGGCACACUAGCAGACUGGGUCUGUCCGACUGCAAACACGAGCAUCUGGCGUGCCGCCAACAAUCUCACCACUAUGCCGGCACCUGGCCCAACGAUGACGCCUUACAAGUGGCUGGGCGCCCACCAUGCAGCGGACCUGGUCAUGAACUUUGGUACAUACUUCUACAAUGUGACCAAUGCGACCACUGGCCCCAGUCCAUUGGAAAUCGCCACGAGUGAGACCAUGCAGGACCAUAUUCUGGCUUUCAUGAAGGACCCCAUCCAGGGGGCCCCCUGCCAGGGGCUGGUACCCGUAUACGUAUGGUGGGGAUGUGCUUCGGUUCGGUGGGGAUGGGCUUGCAGUGCAGAUUGUGAGUGGGUAUUCCAUUGA
Penicillium riverlandense is the source of this 1491-nucleotide messenger RNA. Its product is annotated as carboxylesterase. The record is from RefSeq and is a predicted model, not a curated record. The coding region runs from base 1 to 1491 and encodes 496 amino acids. Lineage: Eukaryota; Fungi; Ascomycota; Eurotiomycetes; Eurotiales; Aspergillaceae. The transcript is spliced from 2 exons.